GUUUUGACAACUCGUAAACAACAUUUAGUAAUGGUAAAAUAGGUAACAAAAAAAUCAAAUAUGUUACCUUCGUUGAGCACGAUUCUGACGAUUUUAUUCUUCGGAUUCAUCUUUAAAUCGAUGUACAGCCUGUACACCGUCUUCCAGCCGCCGCGAUGCCAGAAUAUAAAGGGCGAAAACUGCUUCAAAUCCUAUUUGAACGACGAGCCCAAGAUGGACCUGUUGGUAUUCGUCACCGAUAACUCGAAAUCGGGCAACAUGCAGGAGAUCCUACGCGAGAGACCCUUCGAUUACACCAAACCAUUGGAAAAAAUCGUGUCGUUGGAUAUCACGAAACCUGUAAGAAACAACGGAUCGUUCAUCAUACAUUCCGUUCUCCUGCCGAGCGACGAAGCCGCCGCGAUCGACGCCAAAGAUCAAUACACCUUGUACGAUCUGGUGGCUUCGCAGCAAUCCACCUACGUUAACGCCCGUUUAACCAAAUACGCUGUACCGGUGAAGUCCUCGUUCAACCUACUCAAAGACAUGGGCACUAACACCCGCUCCUCCGAUCUACCGGUCCCCCAUUUAAAGUCCAAGUACGUGAUAACGAUGUGCUCGGAGAAGAUAAACGUGUCCUCGGUACCGUUCGAGCUCGCCAAGAGUUUCCGAGUAACCAGAAAAAGCGAGUUCCUGCCGCUCUUCCAAAACGACGUGCUGAGCAUGCGCACCAAAGAUCUAGUAGAAAUAACCCAGGACACUAGAUCGAUGAAUCUAACGUACAUAUACAAUCCCACGACGAUGGGGAAGCUUCGGUUUCUGAUACAAAUCGAAAUGACCCUACGACAGUUCAUCAGUUUAGGUUUCACGGAAAAGGAUCUGGACGAUGUGAAGGGAAUAUUCGCCGAUACCAGUUUGUAUUUGUUAUGCCUGACGUUCUUCAUCGGUAGCGUACACCUACUGUUGGAUUUUCUGUCGUUCAAAAGCGACGUGAGCUUCUGGAAAUCGCAGACGUCCAUGGCCGGUCUGUCCACUCGAGCGGUACUGUGGAGGGCGUUUUCGCAGACCGUCGUGUUUCUGUUUCUGCUCGACGAAGGUACUUCCCUGCUGGUGUUGGUACCCAGCGGUAUAGGCACUUUAAUCGAGUUUUGGAAAGUCAGCAAGGUGUUCAAAACGAAGAUAUCUUGGAGGGGGAUCUCGUUCGAUAGGGAUCGCAAGGAGACGGACGAGGAGAAAUUGACGAGGAAAUACGACGAGGAAUGCAUGAAUUAUUUGAGCUAUUUGAUCUACCCUUUGUGCGUUGGAUCCGCCGUUUAUUCGCUCAUGUACCAACCGCAUAAAAGUUGGUAUUCCUGGACGAUAAACAGCGCCGCCAACGGCGUGUACGCCUUCGGAUUCGUCUUCAUGACGCCCCAACUGUUCGUGAACUAUCGCCUGAAAUCGGUGGCCGCGUUACCGUGGAAGGCCUUCACCUAUAGGGCAUUCAACACCUUCAUCGAUGACGUAUUCGCUUUCGUCAUUUCCAUGCCGAUGGCGCACAGGGUGGCUUGUUUCAGGGACGAUAUCGUCUUCGUGAUUUAUUUGUACCAAAGAUGGUUGUAUCCGGUGGAUAAGUCGAGGAGGGAAGGAUACGCCGGUGAAGACAUUCCAGUAGAAUCUAAGAAAGAUGAAUAAAUUGAUGUUUAAAUAUAUGUAUACAGUUGUUAAGUUAUUUUAUGUAAUUUAUUUAAUAAACUAAAACUAUA
Molecule: messenger RNA, 1724 nt
Organism: Phyllotreta striolata
Lineage: Eukaryota; Metazoa; Arthropoda; Insecta; Coleoptera; Chrysomelidae
Source: the annotation of a GenBank genome assembly